Vitis riparia (riverbank grape) is the source of this 961-nucleotide messenger RNA. RefSeq lists its product as uncharacterized. NCBI's taxonomy places the organism in Eukaryota, Viridiplantae, Streptophyta, Magnoliopsida, Vitales, Vitaceae. Bases 203 to 571 code for a protein of 122 amino acids. The record is from RefSeq and is a predicted model, not a curated record. The transcript is spliced from 6 exons.
CUCUUGAUUUGGACGUGGCGACAUCUAAUUAGCGAAAGAACGCAGUGCUAAACUAGUUUAUAGCAACGUCUCCCUCCCGCCUCUCGGCCCAUCAUCAGGUGACCACGUUUGGCGAUUUUUUUGCGAUCGACUGCAAGUCUACACCACGUUAAUUGAGCCUCCACAUCCGGCAAUUUUUCGGAAAAUAAUGUGAUUAUCAAUCAUGAGGCUCUAUGAUGGUUUCACAGAAAUAUUGAAGAUUCAAAAAUUCAGGAGGCUAGUGUCCUAUACUGGAUUUUAUUGCUUCACUGCUGUCAUAGCCUAUGCCUAUACCAACAAUACAACUAGAGCUGGUUACUCAAGAGCUGACCAAUUCUAUGCGUCCUUCCCAUCUGGAACCGAGCUGUUGACUGACACCACUAAGUUAUAUAAAACUGCACUUGGCAAUUGCUUUGAAGUGGAAGAAUGGGGUCCGAUUGAGUACUGCAUCAUGGCUAAACACUUUGAGCGCCAAGGAAAAACACCAUAUGCUUAUCAUGCACAAUACAUGGCUCACCUUCUCUCUCUUGGACAACUUGAUGGAAGUGGCUAGCCAAAGAGUACAAAUUCCCACCACAUGGAUGAGUGGAAAACCUCUUACUAAUAUCAACAUGAAACGAUACUCAUGAAAUGUUUGAAGAUAUUUGGUGAUAAUCGACAGAAUGAAAAGUUUAGUGAUGCCAGUGCCCUCUAUGACAUAUGUGAAAUAUAAAACUGCUUCUAAAUUUUGUUAUCUCAUUGUACCACUGAGUUUCAGAUAUUCUACAUUAGGAAAAGGGGUUCUCAAUAAAAGAGAGUGAAAGAAUGGUAAGAGUUUCAUUCUCAGAUAUUUAUAGGCCAGUCUCAGAUGUUAUAUCUUGAUCUGGAGCUAACUAUGUUGCCAAUUUAGUUGGAGUUUUUAUGCUUGUAUGGUGAAUAGUUUUUUUUUUCUUUGGCUUUUGAA